Corticium candelabrum is the source of this 483-nucleotide messenger RNA. RefSeq lists its product as uncharacterized. The record is from RefSeq and is a predicted model, not a curated record. Bases 4 to 483 code for a protein of 159 amino acids. The transcript is spliced from 4 exons. Lineage: Eukaryota; Metazoa; Porifera; Homoscleromorpha; Homosclerophorida; Plakinidae.
UGUAUGUUUCAAUUCGACGAAUCCACCGACUCUGCCGUGAAGAUACAAUCAAGGAGGCCUCGUCCUCCUCCAAAGACGAGCACGGAAUGGCUAGAGAAAAACAACUACACCAAAUGGCCGUCAAGAGUCGACGGAGAAGAACUUGGAAACGUUGGAUGGGAUUACAACAGCAAAGAAGCAAUAGCAGCAGAUCUUAUGAAACACGCACCUCUGGACAUCAAAAUCCUAGAAGAAGUGGAAGCAGAAUUGAUGCAACUGGAAGAAAAACUGGGCGUCCAUGCGAACUCAUUCUUUGAAACCAAACAGAUGGACACGACUACAAGAAGCAAGACUGCAGACGGUCUGCGCUUUGCCCCACAUCCGGUCUUUUUGACUGAAUUAUAUGAUCAUGAUGUGGUUGCCGCGUACAUCAAUAUCAAACCAAAACAGAAGGUCAAAAAUGACAGUGAGGAUCAAACCGAAGCGACAAAACAUGUGAAUUAG